AUGGCUACCACCGUCAAUCCUCGGAUCCGCGUGCGCGAGGCCACACCGGCCGAUGCCGAGGCCAUCACUGACAUCCACUUUGGGGCCUUUGACGACAACAUCAUGAACCGCCUGAUGUACCCCAACGGUGUAUCCGAAGAUUCCAAGAAGAAGUUCCGCACCCGACUCUUCCCGUCCAACUCCCCUCAGGUCGAUGGUGAGAGCGACGCUGCGCGACAGCCCCAAACUCUGCUCUGGGUCGCCGAGUAUUUCCCGGAAGACGCCGCUGCCGCUGACAAGCCUGGCGAGAUAGUUGCCUAUUCCAAGUGGCAGCUCAACCGGGUACAGCAAACAGAGGAAGAAUGGAAAAAGGACUCUCCCGCGACUGCAGAGGUAUGGGGUGAGGGCUGUGACCUUGCUGUCGUUGACGCCUUCAUCGGCGCCAUGAACAGGAAACAGCGCGAGCACGCCAAAGGCGAGCCUGCAUUGCUUUUGGGACUCCUCGCCUGCAAGCCGGGUCGCCAGCGGCUGGGCGCAGGAUCAGCCCUUCUGAGGCGGGGCAUUGAGCUCGCCGACCGCCUGGGUCUUCCGUGCCGCUUGGAGGCCACCCCUGUUGGUUAUUAUCUCUAUAGGAAAUAUGGCUUUGAAGAUGUUGAUGUUUUGGACGUCAACGUUACGGAGAGAUGGGGAGUCGUCAAGGAAGAUGGCAGUUAUUGGGGGGCUGACAACGCCGUGGCUAUCGCCGGACGGGCCCCGGAAGGGGUAAUGCGGACCGUUAUUAUGAGGAGGCCGGCUAGGCAGCCCGAGUCGGCAGCAUAA
This is a messenger RNA of Canariomyces notabilis, 798 nucleotides long. Its product is annotated as N-acetyltransferase-like protein. The record is from RefSeq and is a predicted model, not a curated record. Bases 1 to 798 code for a protein of 265 amino acids. Lineage: Eukaryota; Fungi; Ascomycota; Sordariomycetes; Sordariales; Chaetomiaceae. The transcript has 2 exons. Gene Ontology annotation, molecular function: acyltransferase activity, transferring groups other than amino-acyl groups.